GUGGAAGAGGGAAGAAGUGAAAAGCAGUGUGGGGGGGAAACCGCGAUGCAUCUUGGUCCAAGCUCACGAGCACUUCCCAUGCAAAGACGUCUCCGUCGCCAUCUCAUGGCCCGGUAGAAUGACAAGGAACGAGCCGCAGCCGCCGCCACAAAUGCACCUUCCAAAACCAACCGCCGCCGCCCUUCCACCUCCACAUCCUACAACCAAGAGGAGUGCCUUACCACCCCUGCCCAAGAAGAACGGCGGUGCCACCGGAGAGCCAGCUGAUCAAGAAGAUGAUGAUGAUACAGACGAAAAUUCGUCUUCUAAUCAGCCUUUGGACAAAAAUAUGGCUUCUCCUGCUCCGUCUCGGUCGUCGUCCUCCGUGAACCUGCCUGAAGAGAGCGGUGGCGCCACCCAACAAGGAGGUAACGCCACCGUGCAGGCGACGGCAUGGGGUAUGGUGAUUGUGACGGCAAGUUCUGGGGGAGAGAUAAGGGUGUAUCAGAACUUCGGGUUGCCUGUAAAAGCCAAUCGUCAGACCAGUCUCUUCAUCACAUAGUAGGGUAGAUGGAUAUAUGUGUGCAGAGUUUUGAUUCCAUUAAACUAUUGUACUAAUAGAUUUUGCUUAGGUUU
Messenger RNA from Cuscuta campestris, 615 nucleotides. NCBI's taxonomy places the organism in Eukaryota, Viridiplantae, Streptophyta, Magnoliopsida, Solanales, Convolvulaceae. The record is from the annotation of a GenBank genome assembly.